Molecule: messenger RNA, 1821 nt
Organism: Lathyrus sativus (Indian pea)
Lineage: Eukaryota; Viridiplantae; Streptophyta; Magnoliopsida; Fabales; Fabaceae
Source: the annotation of a GenBank genome assembly
AUGGAGGAGCGACUGACUUUAUCUUUCCUUUUUUGGGCACUUUUUGUGCUUCAUUUUCUGCUUAAAGCUUCAUCCAAUCCAGAAGGCGAUGCACUGAGUAUAUUGAAGAUUAACUUGAAGGAUCCUAAUAAUGUUCUUCAAAAUUGGGAUGCUACCCUACCCAAUCCCUGCACAUGGUUUCAUGUUUCAUGCAAUGAAGACAACAGCGUGAUCGCCGUUGAUCUUGGAAAUCAGGACCUUUCUGGUACACUGGUUUCAAGCCUUGGCCAUCUCUCCAAUUUGCAGUACUUGGAACUUUAUAAUAAUAGCAUAACAGGUAAGAUCCCAAAAGAAUUAGGAAAUUUGGCAAACUUGGUGAGCUUGGAUCUUUACUUGAACAAUAUAAGUGGUACUAUACCCGAUACAUUGGGAAAACUUCAAAAACUACGUUUCCUGCGUCUAAAUAAUAACACUUUGAGCGGCCACAUUCCUGUGUCUUUGACAAAUAUUUCAACGCUGCAAGUUAUUGAUCUCUCAAACAACAAUCUAGAAGGGGAUGUUCCAGUGAAUGGUUCAUUUUCAUCAUUUACCUCUGUCAAUUAUCAAAAUAAUCCUCACUUGCAACUACCAAUAAUCAUUCCUGUGCCACCUUCUCCACCAUCACCAGCUUCUUCAGGUAGUGAAAAUGUUGGAGCUAUUGUAGGAGGAGUUGCUGCUGGUGCUGCUCUGCUGUUUGCUGCCCCUGCAAUCGCACUUGCUUAUUGGAGAAAAAGAAAACCACUCAAUCAUUUCUUUGACGUUCCUGGUGAGGAGAAUCCCGAAGUUCACCUUGGUCUGUGUAAGAGGUUUUCCUUGCGUGAGCUGCUAGUAGCGACAGAUAACUUCAAUAACAAUAACAUUAUAGGCAGAGGUGGAUUCGGAAAGGUUUAUAAAGGCCGCUUAGCUGAUGGGACCCUUGUAGCAGUAAAAAGACUUAAACAGGAACGGACACGUGGUGGGGAGAUGCAAUUUCAAAGAGAAGUCGAAAUGAUCAGUAUGGCUGUGCAUCGCAAUUUGCUCCGGCUACGUGGUUUUUGCAUGACAUCUUCUGAAAAUUUGCUUGUGUAUCCUUAUUUGGCAAAUGGAAGUGUAGCAUCACAUUUAGGAGACCGUAAUGAAUCUGAUCUGCCGCUUGAGUGGCCAAUGCGGAAGAAUAUUGCGCUGGGAUCUGCCAAGGGGCUUGCUUACUUGCAUGAUCAUUGUGACCCUAAGAUUAUUCAUCGUGAUGUGAAAGCUGCAAAUAUAUUGUUGGAUGAGGAUUUCGAAGCAGUUGUUGGAGAUUUUGGUUUAGCAAAGCUUAUGGAUUAUAAAGAUACCCAUGUUACUACAGCUGUCCGUGGUACGAUUGGGCAUAUAGCACCGGAGUACCUGUCAACUGGAAAGUCUUCAGAAAAGACGGAUGUUUUUGGAUAUGGUCUGAUGCUUCUUGAACUAAUAACUGGACAGAGGGCUUUCGAUCUAGCACGUCUUGCCAAUGGUGAUGGUGAUGUGAUGUUGCUUGAUUGGGUUAAAGGACUUCUCAAAGACAAGAAGUGGGAAACACUCGUAGAUGCAGAGUUAAGGGGAAAUUAUGAUGUUGAUGAAGUAGAGCAGUUAAUCCACGUGGCUUUACUAUGCACAGAAGAGUCUUCUAUGAAAAGACCAAAGAUGUUUGAGGUGGUGAGAAUGCUAGAAGGGGAUGGUUUGGCAGAAAAAUGGAAGCAAUGGGAGAAAGAAGAGAGAAAUCGACAAGAAUUUAACAAUAUCGAUAUGCAUCACCCUAAUGCAAAUUGGAUAGUACUUCCUCCGUCCCGCAAUGAAUGA